Molecule: messenger RNA, 1631 nt
Organism: Amoebophrya sp. A120
Lineage: Eukaryota; Dinophyceae; Syndiniales; Amoebophryaceae
Source: the annotation of a GenBank genome assembly
AACGCGAACGCCGCAGCCGCCAGUUCUCUGCGUAUCAGCCGCGUCGUGGACGGUGCGUAAAUCCAGAAGCAAUGAUGGAGAGAUGCGCCCUAGACGGUGCGGAGGGGUGGAUGAUAGACUGGAGCGGCGUAGAUUGGGCCGACGAGUGGAGACGAGAGGCGGACCGCCUCCCGCCCGCAAGCCAGUCCUACAACGGCCUGGCGCCCACACACCUAAUAGUUUGGGACGACCCCGCCUCCGGGGUAACGGCGAUCGCAUCCAAGAUGUCAGGUUGGGCUACCACCCAGGACGGCGAAAGCAUCCGGCUGAUACGAUUAGGUAGGAAGAAGCACGUCUUGGAGGCUCGCAACGAGUUCGUCUGCGAAAAGUGCGGUGACAUUUUGCCAGACGAAACUGCGCUCUUGUUCCACCAGGCGACGGGUUUCUGUCGCCCGAACAAGACCGUGAAGGAGCUCCGCACACUAAGAACCUGCAGGCUCAUAGAGCAAAAGAAGAAAAGCAAGCCAAAAGCAACAAAGCCACAACACGCGCGCAAACUAAGGUACAACGGCAGGGAGGUCGAGGCCGUUCCCUCCUUCAAGUACCUAGGAACAGAGGUGGCGCAAGACGGCACCACAGACACAGAAGUUGCGCGGCGCUGCGGGAUAGCCACGGGAGUAGUCAAACAGCUGCAGCCAAUUUGGCGGGAUCGCAGCCUCCCCCCGCAUUUGAAAGCCGAACUGUAUAGAUCCCUGUCUCUUAGUGUAGUGCUAUACAACGCAGAAGCGUGGUCGCUGUCGCCGGCGGGCGACACAGCACUGCGCAAAUUCCAGCACAACGCGCUCCGCCAGAUCCUGGGGGGGCAUUACCGGAACGAAGACCGGUCAAGGGCAGAACUAUGCGAAGAGCUGGGAGUGCAGCUCAUAGAAGACGAAGUGCAGGGCAAGCGGAUUGCUUGGGUGGCGCACGCCGGCAGGGGCGACUGGAAAGAAGGGUCAGUAGGCAGAAUAGAGAAAGAAAUCCACAAAAACACGCCGUGGGGUCGACAGAUAAAGCAAGACCUCGAGGCCUUUGGGCUAACGCUGGAAUUAAUCAAGGAACAAAAGCCGACCGGGAUAGCAAUCCGGGCGACGCUGAACGCAAAGAGGAAGAUACAGCCGAAAAAGAGAGCAAAAGGACAGAAAGCAGGACAACCAAAAACCACAAAACGCACGGCGAUGGAGCAGGAGCGAAGACAACGACUGGAGCAGCAGAGACAAGAACAGGAGGAAAAAGCAAGGGAAACAAUAGCACAAAUCAGCGGGAAAGUGUGGACAAAGCGGCCCAGGCCGCAAAGUCAUGAACCAGACGUACGAGGAAGAACGCGAACGCCGCAGCCGCCAGUUCUCUGCGUAUCAGCCGCGUCGUGGAGCCGCGGUGAGAAGUUCUCUACGCGGUGGUUUUGUUAUUUUCGGAGCUUGUUACCCCCUGGCCCUGCCGCUGCCAGUGCCAAGCCUCGUCGAGGGUUUUUCGGCAGCUAUUCAAAAGACGAACUUCACCUCCGAGGCCGGUGUAAGUGCUCAACCAGAAACAAAAAGCGGCGACACACGACGCAGAUGGUCCUUCUGCUCGACAUGACGGUCCAAAAACUCCCCUGCUUGCCGCUGGUUUGA